Molecule: messenger RNA, 2459 nt
Organism: Manduca sexta (tobacco hornworm)
Lineage: Eukaryota; Metazoa; Arthropoda; Insecta; Lepidoptera; Sphingidae
Product: runt-related transcription factor 3
Exons: 6
Coding region: 1053-2357 (434 amino acids)
Biological process (GO): regulation of DNA-templated transcription
Cellular component (GO): nucleus
Molecular function (GO): ATP binding; DNA-binding transcription factor activity, RNA polymerase II-specific; RNA polymerase II cis-regulatory region sequence-specific DNA binding
Source: RefSeq, a predicted model, not a curated record
ACAGAAUGGCGGCGGUUCAGUAGUAGACAGUCGCGCGGGCAGCGAACACGCGCCCAGCCUCCGAGCGGCAGUCACUCGACGCGCACUUACUCACCGGCACGCGUGACGCGACGCGACGCGGCACCACUCGCGACACAUCCACACGCGCGCGGCUCUACCUGUGACCACCGAUCACUGACGACGGCGCACAACGUGGCCAAAUACCACACCACACUGUUUGUGUAGUAGCACCAUCUGCGGGCUGGCCGAGGUGACGCGCGCGGGAAUAUCGUGCAUAAAUAAUCGCGCUCAGCUGAUGUUGACAUAACACGCAUCCGACACACUACGCGCACACUUGACACCCAUUCUUAGAAAACCAGACCGGAACUUAAUGAGCGCCGACGGACAGAUCGGCCCGAUACCCCCGGACACUCGUGACUCAUGUAAAAUGACGAAAGUCAAGUUGAAGAAAUCCUCAAGGCCUGUUCUAACAAAUUAGAAUUCACAUUCAACAUUUGAGGAAACAAUAACAUAAAUAUUGUUCGAACUAUAUUAUAUUACAGAGUACAGACUGUAAUCGUGAACUGGUGUUUGUUUAUUUAUUUUAUGUUAAAUAACAGUACAAAAUAAUCUACCGAGCAAGGAGACUAAAAAGCAUCUCAAAAUACACUCAAGAGACUGAAAUUAGUAUUAUCAUCCAAAGAUUGCCUAAAUGCAGAAAUUAGCGCACCCUGGCUAAUAAAAUACUCACUCACGGUUUAGUAAAGCCUACUUUUUACUAAAACUGAGUCGCUAAUAGAGAAAACUUGUGGUAUCAUCGCACGGCAGCAAAAACAUAAAGAAGGCGUGGAGCGGCGCCAAGAAACUUUGGGUGUACAUUAGGACAAUUAAUCAUUUGGAGAAGGCCUUGUCUUGCCAAAAUUAGAAUAAUAAAAGGCGACCUUGACACGGGCGACAAUUCGUGGAGUGACGCGCUGUGCGGCGGUGCGGCGGCGGCGCAGACGCACGAGUCGCACGGUGCGCGAGCGGCUCGAGCGGCUCGAGCGUACGAGCUGGUGAUGCCGCUGUGAACGAUGCACUUACCGUACGAGUCGCGGGGCCGACGGCGCCGUGAGAUGGCUGACCUGGAGCCCCUGUGGCUGCAGUCCAUCGUCGAUGAGACGCUCGCUGAAUACCCUGAUCUCGUUAGGACCGGGAGUCCGGACUACAUGUGUUCAAUGCUGCCUCAGCACUGGCGGUCGAACAAGACCCUGCCGGGCGGGUUCAAGGUGGUAGCCCUUGGCGACGUGCUCGACGGCACGCUGGUCACCGUCAGGGCUGGCAACGACGAGAACUGCUCUGCCGAGCUAAGGAACAACUCCGCCGUCAUGAAGAAUAGGGUUGCCAAGUUCAACGACUUGAGGUUCGUUGGCAGGAGUGGGAGAGGGAAGAGCUUCUCAUUAACAAUAACAAUAUCAACAAAUCCACCUCAAGUAGCGACCUACCAAAAAGCCAUCAAAGUCACCGUCGACGGACCGCGGGAACCGAGGUCCAAAACUAGUACAAAUGCGUCCACCCACCAAAUACGAACGUUCGGGUUCCAGCGGCCGCUGCUGACGUGCGACAGCGCUUCGCUGGCGCUGCGUGACAUGGAGUACAAGGGCUCGUCUAGGAGCCUGCGGUCCUUGUCGCACGAGGAACGGGAGUACAAGACCAAUGCGAAUCUCACUACUGGAGAGAGCAGUGGCAACAUCCUGGGAGCCAGUGAAUGGAACACAGGAUACCCAUCAACAACCACCAUGUACCCGGCCUAUGGGCCAUUGCAGCCGUCGUAUUACAAACCUGAUCCAACGUUACACAUACCUGCUGUGUUACCCGAGCUGCCACUGGGACACGCAGAGUACGGCGGCUUCCAAUCGAGCACGGCAGGGUUCGUGAAAGGCAGCCCGAGCGGAACCAGCUCCUCCCUCACCGAGCUGAACGCACCAACCGCAAUGCCCACCCAGCGAUACGAUCCCAACUACUACAACUCCUGGUCUACAAACACCUACAACUAUAACAACUACCAAUACAACAACAUAAACAACAACCCCACGUGUAUACAAUCGCACACGCCCUACAUAAAUCCAAAUCCACAAAUGAUACUGCCCAACUUAUAUUCUACAGUCAACCAAAACCAAAUUCAUGUGCACCUUCACAGUUCAACGGACAAAUACAAUCUGGAACAAUGCAUACCAAGUGAGAUCAAAAUAAGCGAUAUCGACGGUGGGAUAUCGAUAACCACCGAGCUUCAGAGCACGGGUGAAGCCAGCGGGCUCGUACAGACUUGCGAGUCCAACGACGAAGUAAAACACGGACUUUAUGGCGCAGGCAGCCAAGAAGUGUGGAGACCCUAUUGACGUUCCGCUCCUUUUAUAGAUAAUCAUUCCAUUGUACAUAUUGUGAUAUAAUUAUUGUGAAUUUCUACUGAUUCUUAGUAAUAAUUGUAAAAAUUAGUUUCG